AUGGCUUUAGCUCCUCAAGAAAAUGAAAAGAUUCUUGAUAUGGCAUCUGCGCCUGGUGGAAAAACCACUUACAUAGCUGCACUUAUGAAAAACACUGGCAUUAUAUUUGCAAAUGAUUCCAAUAAAGAGAGAAUAAAAGGUCUUGUGUCAAAUAUCCACCGAUUAGGUGUUAAGAAUGCAGUAGCGUGUAAUUAUGACGGUCGUGAGUUCCCUACUGUUAUGGGUGGAUUUGAUCGGGUUCUUUUGGAUGCACCAUGUAGUGGUACCGGUGUUAUUUCUAAGGAUCCUUCUGUAAAAAUAAAUAAAGUAAGCAAUUUAAAAGUCGACUUUGCUAUUGAUGUACUGUUAACUCACAAAGAUUUUAUGCUACUACCUCAUUUACAAAAAGAGCUCAUCUUAUCAGCGAUUGAUUCAGUUGACGCGAAAUCAUCAACGGGUGGUUAUAUUGUUUACUCCACAUGUUCAGUAACUGUUGACGAAAAUGAAGAUGUAGUAAAUUAUGCGCUUAAAAAACGACCUAAUGUAAAAUUGGUUCCAACUGGUUUAGAUUUUGGCCAAGAAGGAUUUACAAAGUACCGUGGAAAAAUAUUUCACCCUUCAUUAAAAUUAACGAGGAGAUAUUAUCCUCAUGUACAUAAUAUGGAUGGAUUCUUUGUGUCAAAAUUCAAAAAAUUCUCAAAUCAAUACGCUCAUACGAAUAAAGAUGAUGCUACAAAGGAUAACGAGAAUCUUGAAGAUAACAUUGAUCAGAAUGAUGUUCAUUUUAAUGAUGAAGAAGAUCAAAAAUAUAUUCAAG
Molecule: messenger RNA, 796 nt
Organism: Racocetra fulgida
Lineage: Eukaryota; Fungi; Glomeromycota; Glomeromycetes; Diversisporales; Gigasporaceae
Source: the annotation of a GenBank genome assembly